ACGUUACCGAACAACGUAACCAGAGAAGGUAAUAGAACUCUGACUGUGACCCUUUGCCUAAUGCCUUAGCCUCGCUGCUACCUCCACUAUCCCUUCCCUUAUAUGAAACCCUCCUUCUCAUAAAAACUUAACCACUUAAAAUUUCAAAAGAAAUUAAUUAAUAAGAUAUUAGCAAUGCCUAUGGCCACAAAGCCAGCUCUGUCACGUGCUAAACCCAAACCUGCUUCCUCAGAAGUAGCGAGAGCCGUUCUGAAACCGGGUGGGAACAGAGUUGUUGCAGUAGCUGAACACCCCACCAAAGUGAAGAUAACGAAGAAGAAGCCGCAGCCAUCACCACCCAAGGACGAGGAGGUGGUGGCACCGCCAAAAAUUGAAGAGUCGGUUGUCCGAGGUAACGUGUCAGUGGACAGCACGUGCUCCUCGGAUUCCUCCUUGUCUGGUUCGAGCAAUAAAAACAACAGCAAGAAAAACAAUAGUGUAGUAACGAGGAAGAGGAGAGUGAAUAAUGCUACCUUUAUUUCUCAAUCCCCCAAGCCCUCAUCAGGACCGCCCAAGAGGUGUGACUGGAUCACUCCAAAUGCUGACCCUCGGUAUACUGCUUUCCAUGAUGAAGAAUGGGGUGUUCCAGUUAUUGAUGAUAAAAAGCUAUUUGAGCUUUUAGUCUUUUCACAAGCAUUAGCAGAAUAUAGCUGGCCAGCUAUUCUUAACCAAAGACACAUAUUUAGGAAGCUUUUUGAAAAUUUUGAACCAUCAUCAAUUUCACAGUUUACUGAUAAGAAGUUGCUAACACUGAAAAUAAACGGCAGCUCAUUGUUAUCAGAACCAAAGCUCCGCGCCAUUGUGGAAAAUGCCAAGCAAAUACUUAAGGUUGUGAAAGAGUUUGGUUCAUUCAGCAAUUAUUGCUGGAGAUUCGUUAACCACAAACCACUUAGGAAUGAAUAUCGAUAUGGACUUCAAGUUCCUGCGAAGACCCCAAAAGCAGAGGUCAUAAGCAAGGACAUGAUGCGCAGAGGUUUCCAAUGCGUGGGACCCACCGUGGUUUAUUCGUUCAUGCAGGUAGCAGGACUCGUUAAUGAUCACCUAAUUACAUGUUUCAGGUACCAGCAAUGCAGGGUCACAACAACCACAAACGAACUCAAAAUUGUCGUUAAAGAUAUUAAUUAAGGCACGGAGUGAAACAGAUUCCAUAAUUUUCCAAUGCAUGUAGGGUUGUGUAUGACUGUAUCUACAUAUAUAAAUGUAGUAAAUUUUCAGAAUUUCAUGCA
Molecule: messenger RNA, 1265 nt
Organism: Arachis duranensis
Lineage: Eukaryota; Viridiplantae; Streptophyta; Magnoliopsida; Fabales; Fabaceae
Exons: 4
Coding region: 175-1164 (329 amino acids)
Biological process (GO): base-excision repair
Molecular function (GO): DNA-3-methyladenine glycosylase activity
Source: RefSeq, a predicted model, not a curated record